Molecule: messenger RNA, 1667 nt
Organism: Dermacentor silvarum
Lineage: Eukaryota; Metazoa; Arthropoda; Arachnida; Ixodida; Ixodidae
Product: venom metalloproteinase antarease-like TtrivMP_A
Exons: 14
Coding region: 104-1516 (470 amino acids)
Biological process (GO): membrane protein ectodomain proteolysis
Molecular function (GO): metalloendopeptidase activity
Source: RefSeq, a predicted model, not a curated record
CAGAACGUCCUGGCUAUGCUCAUGCACGUUCAAUCUGUCAGGAAACUAAGCUGCGCGGUGAGCUUCCGGACCUCUCCAUGAAGUCCGUCCAGAGUACCUGACUAUGAAACGCCUUACCAUUUUAAAGCUCGCCAAGAAGGCUUUGAAGGAAGUCGGUUAUCUUUGUAGCUCCCAUUCCGAAAAGGGAUUUCUCGUGUACCCAACCAUUCUGCAAGAGCGGACGACCAGUUCCAAAUACGUUCUCCAACUCAAUGACGCUAUGAUUCUUAAUCUGGAGAAGAGUGCUGUACUGGCAGACAAACUGUUGAUGGCAACGAGACGUCGUGAGGGCAGCCAGAUUGAAGAGAUUGACACAUCCGCUCUUCAAGACAGUCUGUACCAUGACGCACGUCACCAAUCUUCUGUGAUCAUGCGCAUGCAAGAUGGCACAGCGCAAGUCGAAGGUAUAAUAAACAGCCAGCUAAGAAUAAAGCCUCUUCCCAAUGGCGAACGUUCACUUCAAGGUGAAAUGCCACAUUUGGUAUAUGAAGUUCAAGAAAAGAAAGAGCGCGUCAUCAACUUCGGGAGCGGCCGAUUUUGGGAACAAAUCCUUAGACAGAUAGCCAACAUGGGAUACUUCGUUGUAGAACUUCACGUCGUAUCCGACAGAGAGCAUCAAAAAUACUUUAAAACGAACGACGAUCUAAUUGCAUACAUGGCAGUCAUGACAAAUGCAGUCAAUUUAAGGUACCUGGACAUGAAGAGACCAAGGAUAAAGUUCAUGCUAGUUGGAGUAACGAGGAGUCUAGAAGACGGUUUCGCUAAAAUUAUAGACGAUGCUAUUAUUGGGGCAGAAACAUUGGAAGGCUUGAUAGAAUAUUACAAAGAAGGAAGAAUCUCUGGUGCACCUGAUUUAGUGCAUCUCAUAACUGGCCGAGACAUGGCCCGCUAUGAAAAUGGCACUCUGGAUAGGAGCUACAACGGAAUCUCAAAUACUGGCGCUGUCUGCACUAAGUAUGCAGUUGGCUUAAGCGAAGAUGCUGCAACGUCAUUCCUGGGAGUACAUGUCAUGGCUCAUGAACUUGCUCAUGUGUUGGGGGCGCUACACGAUGAUUUUCCGAAGUGCCCGUGGUCAGAAGGAUAUCUGAUGAGUUACGUGGAUGGAGGAAUUAAGAGAUAUCGGCUUUCUCUGUGUUCUGAAGAGGCGAUACGUAAUACUGUGAAGAAACUUCCAUGGCAGUGUAUAAUGGUGCUCGCGCGCACGAACUAUAUGUCCCGCCACAAGGCACUUCCAGGCCAAAAAGUCAGCGCAGAGCAUUAUUGCAGGGAAUUUCUGAAGGAAGAUGGGAAGCGAGAGAAUGUCUACUCCGUAAAGAGUGAACGUCUUACCAACAGGUGCAAAAUGGAUUGCUGCUAUUCAUCAAACCAUAGAACCAAAAUUUGCCUGGAAACUGACAUACUAGAUGGAAUGGGGUGUGGUAACGGGAAGACAUGCAGAAGAGGCAUCUGCGGAAACCACACAUAUCCGCAGCUUUGAUGGACAUGCUCUUCGGCUCAGGUUUAAAUCCCCCGAAAAGCCAACAACAUCUAUUUUGCCUUGUUUCCCUGAGUGCAUGUUAUGAAUAGAAAGUUCAAUUGAUUGUCUGUGUAGUUCCGGUCGUAUAAGCAUCAUUUAUUGUAUUAGGUAU